Penicillium egyptiacum is the source of this 447-nucleotide messenger RNA. Lineage: Eukaryota; Fungi; Ascomycota; Eurotiomycetes; Eurotiales; Aspergillaceae. The record is from the annotation of a GenBank genome assembly.
AUGGAUGAUAAAGGUGACCAUAUACUGGUGGAUGAGGAUUAUAAUAUCACCGGUAUUAUCGACUGGACGUUCGCUAGGCUGGUGCCAAUCUAUGAGGCAUUUGGUCCCUCGCUGUUGACAGCAGAAAUGAGUGAUAUAUACGAGAGCAACGCUGGCCGAUCCCGGGGCGACACGAUGCUAGCUGAGGCUGUACAGACCAAGAGCAAGCAUCUACAUCUAGUUCGCUUUGCCGGCGGCCCGGAUCUAGUCCGCCGCUUCUCCUUUGGCCUCGGAAUGGGUAUGGACAUAUCUUGGGACGAAGCAGUUGCUUUAUUCCGAGGUAUCAUGUCUACAGCUGAAGGGAGCAGUUUGGAAUUUGACUGGGAUGUCUGGCGUCAAAAUCGUCUAUCUCAACGGGCUGAUGAUGCUAGGUUGCAAGCGCUUCUGCUCAAAUUGGGAGAAAUCUAA